This is a messenger RNA of Galendromus occidentalis (western predatory mite), 1604 nucleotides long. RefSeq names its product PCI domain-containing protein 2 (gene PCID2). Gene Ontology annotation, cellular component: transcription export complex 2. Gene Ontology annotation, molecular function: RNA binding; double-stranded DNA binding. Lineage: Eukaryota; Metazoa; Arthropoda; Arachnida; Mesostigmata; Phytoseiidae. Gene Ontology annotation, biological process: transcription elongation by RNA polymerase II; post-transcriptional tethering of RNA polymerase II gene DNA at nuclear periphery; poly(A)+ mRNA export from nucleus. The record is from RefSeq and is a predicted model, not a curated record.
CUGUGGUGCCAUCUUGUUCCGCGGUCAAAUGACGUACACAUGCCGCUAUUUUUGAUAAUAUAGCGUAAUAGUCACUGACUUCUUGUACGAUUUACAUUGAAGUGGUUUCCGGCGCCAAAGGUUUCGGGCUCAGACCUACCGAACGAAGGGCGUGUGAGCCAAGUCCCAGGUUUAGUAGUGCAACAAGUCGGGGAACAGAACCCAUGAUUUCGAACGCGGGUGAAUACUAGAAGACCGGCAGUAUUCAGAGAGCGCUUUCGGAUUCUGAGACUUCCUCGCUCGCGUCCCCGUACCAGUUCCCGCGUCCAUGAAUUUGGGAUCCUAUCUACGCGGCCUUGAUGAGGCCAUCCGCUAUCAGGACGGAGCGUCCCUCGCGAGUCAGCUGUCACUCCGCGAAUGCAACUCUGUCAAAGCGAACCUCUUACUCCAACUGCCGUCGGAUACCGAACGACAAAUCCAGCGAAUGUUUGACGCGCCAUGGGACGAGCUUGUUUAUACGCAUCUGAAGUGCGCCCAGAGCGCCUGCACCUACAAAUACGUGUCAGCUUUCAGAGAACAGCAAAACCACAUUCAGGUGCUGGUGAAGAUUCUCCAAUCACAAAAAGAAGAAAACUGGUGUUUACCAGUGAUGUGCUGCGCCUGUCUAGAGGUACGCCUGCUUGGAGUCCAGGCCGAUAAACAGGCACGGCAGAAAAACUACAAACAGGGAGAGCUCUUGGAAAAGUCCGCUGAGUCUCUCAUGAGCUGCUUCAGAGUGUGCGCGAGCGAUAACAGAGCCGCCCUGAAAGACUCGAAACGACUUGGGAUGUUGCACCUUGUGAAUCAACUGUUCAAGAUAUACUACAGUGUAAAUACCCUUCAUCUAUGUAAACCGCUGAUUCGAGCCAUAGAAGUGUGCGCCUACAAAGACGAAUUCAACUUGGGCGACAUGGUCACCUAUCGUUAUUUCGUUGGCCGGAAAGCUGUGUUCGACAACGAGCUCAAAACAGCACACGACUACUUGUCGUUCGCGCUACAGAACUGUCAUCCGCGCUCUUUGAAUAACAAACGUCAGAUACUCAUCUACCUCAUACCGGUGAAACUCUUGCUCGGCUACCAGCCCACGCCAGGGCUGCUGGAGAAGUAUGAACUCAAAGAAUUCCUCGAGAUAUGUCACGCUAUCAAGACCGGCAACGUGCUGAAAUUCCAGCAGGAGCUCGACAAGAACGAAGCGUAUUUCUUCAAGAUCGGAGUCUACUUGAUACUGGAGCGGCUCCGCAUGGUCGUGUACAGAAACCUUUUCAAGAGAGUUUUCCUCAUUUUGGGCACUCAUCAGAUACCCAUCGAGGCGUUGUUAGCUGUUCUCAAGUCUCAGAAUGUGGAAGAUAUAAACUUAGCCGAAACGCAAUGUCUAUUGGCGAAUCUGGUCUACCAGAACAAGAUCAAGGGCUAUAUCUCGCUACAGCAUUCGAAGCUCGUCGUCAGUAAACAGAACGCCUUCCCGAAGCUGAGCUCUUUGAAUUGAUGAAGAGCUUUUCUUGAAGAAUACGAGACGGCGAGGACGCGACAACGAGUGGGAAAAGAACAAUAAAAAAAUCAUCGUUCACGUUGAGAGCGUGUUUCCU